Messenger RNA from Aaosphaeria arxii CBS 175.79, 2386 nucleotides. RefSeq lists its product as uncharacterized. The transcript has a single exon. The record is from RefSeq and is a predicted model, not a curated record. The coding region runs from base 349 to 1911 and encodes 520 amino acids. Lineage: Eukaryota; Fungi; Ascomycota; Dothideomycetes; Pleosporales. Gene Ontology annotation, molecular function: DNA-binding transcription factor activity.
CGACUCUUAUCGUCUUGGAUGGACUUUUCGUUCGACCGGUGCUUCGCCUCCUCAAAUCUUUAUUGAUACAUCACACUUAGGCAUCUCGCGUCCUGAGGCCAUUGCAGUACUGUGUUGGUGUAUAUAUAUAUCCUUUCGAGUCUGCUCUAUGUGAGAGACCGUGGAUGUAAAUCAUCGUAUGUCACUCAACUCAUGACUUUUUGGGUUGGAACUUUACUUAUGUUUCAAUGCUAGCCGUUUCUUAAUCCAGUAUUGUCAUCUCAUCCAGUGUCCCAGCGCUACAACUUGACCGACGUUUUGGCAUGGUGAAUUGUGGUAUCGCUUCCUCAUUGUAGUCCGGCCAACACUAUGGACCCAUUUAUACAAUUUAACGACCUUCCUCAAAUUCCAAACUCUUUGGAGGACGAGGCAUCAUUCGCUGGAUGGCAAUAUCAAUAUCAAUAUCUUGCACAGCCGCAGGCAUACAUCCAGGCGAGGGUGGAAUCAGGGGAGUGCUUUGGGAAAGGACCACCCUACCAUUACCCAAGGACAUCAAAGAUGGAAUCGAUUCAGCGAUAUAUAAACAACGCUGACACCUCUCCAACCUCGCUUUACCUAGGAUGUGUGGCCAGCCUGCCUCUUCAGACUCAGAACCUAAAACAGUAUGACCAAACAUCAACGUGGUCAUCUGUAGAAUAUGUCCCAUGCUCCACACGUAUCGAUUCACCCGAACCUACCUCUGUGUCUGGCGAAUCUACUCAUUAUCCUUUCACCGAUGCUGGAUCGCCAGACACUUAUUAUCAAGGUUCUUAUGGCGGUCCAACAGAUAGCUAUCUUUCCGGGAUAUCGUACCCAUCCCCCAACCCGUCUAUAUCCGCACCCGGCAUACUUGAGCUAUCGCAUACAGGGCUAGGUAUCUGCCCACAAGAUGUUCUUUACGAGCAGGACCGUGUGGACCCUCUUGCAAAAGACCAAGUCCAAGACUGUUCGGAUACUAUUUCCGAAUCUGAGCCUGCGCUUGACUCGCAGUACGCUUCGGCAACGCCUACAGAUGGGGAGAGGGAUGAAGACGGACAGCACGAGUACGAUAUUGCUAUGUCUUAUCAAUUGGAAGAGUAUGUUCGGCCUGCUGAGGAAACCGACUCCGAUUACUCGCCAGUGCAACGAACGUCGAAGAAGCGAUGCUCAUCUGCAUCCAACGGUCCGUUCCGCUCUGUAAAACGCAGGCCCCGCAAGAGCGGUAUCACACAGUCAGCGAUCUCCAAACCCAACAAGAAUAAGAGGAAGCGCGCCAGCGUCUCGUCGAAGUCAGCGAAGUCCAGCGCCAAGAAGAACGCCGAUUCCAAGCAACCUUUCCCUUGCACUCUUGCCAUCUACGGAUGCCAAUCCAAAUUCUCCUCGAAGAACGAAUGGAAGCGGCAUAUGAAUACGCAGCACAUCAAGCUCGGCUUCUGGCGAUGUGAUCUCUGCAUUACCACCACCGACCCCGAGGACGCCGGAAGCGUCUAUCACAAUGACUUCAACCGCAAAGACCUCUUCAGACAGCAUCUGCGACGCAUGCACACCACUCACCCCAAAGGCACAAGCGGUGGCUCGGAUAUCCCAGUCACAGAGGCAAACAUCGUCGAGCACGAACAUCGCUGUUACCGGCACUUGCGUGAAAACCCUCAACACUCAAAUUGUCUGUUCUGCGAUGCAGUCUUCACUGGUGCAAACAGUUGGGACGAUCGCAUGGAUCAUGUCGGGCGCCAUCUUGAGAAGGAUCGCAGGCCUGAGACAUACGAUGUAUCGGCUUGGAAGGUAGAUCCCAUGCUCGAAUCUUACCUACUCGAUGAAGGUCUGAUAAAGCGCAACCACGACGGGUGGUCGAUCGGAAAUGGUCUCCCAAGAGCGGCGGCAUCCCGAUUUGAUGAUGACAGCGGGAGCGAAUAAGAGACUGGUUCUCACAAACAUACACGGCACAGAGUGGUGAGGCUGUAGGGUCGGUGAAUUAUACAUAUCUCACGACAUGGUUUUGCUAUAUGCGCGACAUUUGAUUUCGGAUACCCAACCAACGUGGCGUUCGGGGUAUAUUUCUUUUAGGCAGUAGAUAUGUUUUUCGGCAAAAAUAGAUAGUAGCUGACGGCAUAGCGAUAAUCUCAAUUUAUUUCCCUUUGAUCCAACCAAGAUACGCUUCUCAGGAGUCUUUGCGUGUCAGCUUGCCGCCCAAGUCAAGACACGGAGUUCAUAGCAAUUUGAUUCGAAGGGAGGCAACGGCGAAUCGACUGUUGGGUUCAAGUCGGACCCCAUCUUUUACAAGCCAUAGCAGAGUGGUGAAUCAUGACACCGUGCUCCGCAUGCGCGUUGUGUCGGGCUUCCAUUCUGAUUGAAGUUAGCUUACGUCGGUCGGACUGUUAUGGCAGCCAGC